UCAGACAAAAGAUAACAGGCUCGGCCAGUCUGACCUGACAGACUCACAGUGACUCUGUGAACAACUUCUUCACUGAAACUCGUGUGUAAAGACACCAAUAAUUUAACAACUUUGUACUGUUUGCUAAUAAGGACCCGUCAGCGAUGACAACAGCCGGACAGGUGAUAACGUGCAAAGCAGCCAUCGCAUGGGAGCCUGGGAAGCCUCUGAGCAUCGAGGAUGUGGAGGUGGCCCCGCCGAAGACUCAUGAAGUCCGCAUCAAGGUUGUCACCACAGGUGUGUGCCAAACGGACAAUGAAUACCUGUAUGAGACGGAGCAGAGGAUGAAGUUCAGACCGUUCCCACUGAUUCUUGGCCAUGAAGGAGCAGGGAUAGUGGAGAGCGUCGGCCCAGACGUCACCAAAUUCUCACCGGGUGAUAAAGUUAUUCCUCUCUUUCUGCCCCAGUGUGAGGAAUGUGAACGAUGCCGGAGUCCAAAGACGAAUCAGUGCAGGAGGAACUGGGCAAAUACACAAAUGGGUGUGUUGGCUGAUGGCACCAGCAGGAUAUCCUGCAGGGGCCAGCAGGUGUACCAGUUCCUGGGCGUCAGUUCUUUCUCCCAGUACACCGUGCUUCCCGACACCUCGAUCGCAAAGAUCAGUCCUGAUGCGCCGCUGGACAAAGUGUUUCUACUCGGCUGCGGCGUCUCCACUGGUUAUGGUGCCGCGAUUAAAACAGGCAAGGUGGAAAAAGACUUUAAGUGUGCCGUGUUCGGGCUCGGAGCUGUGGGACUGGCUGCCGUCAUGGGCUGUAAGGCUGCUGAGGCGAAGACGAUCAUCGGGGUUGAUGUCAACCCUGCCAGGUUCGACACAGCCAGGUUGUUAGGAGCCACUCAGUGUGUCAACCCCAAUGACUACAAGAAGCCCAUCCAGGACGUUAUCACGGAGCUGUCAAAGGGAGGAGUGGACUUGGCUCUGGAGUGUGUCGGGAGUCCAGCUGUCAUGACCGCAGCGCUUGAGUCUACAAUCGAUGCCUGGGGCGUCUGCGUGAUCGCCGGGUGGACGGAGACAGAAUCAAUGAACGUCGUGGUUGAAAAGAUCCUGAUGGGACGCACCUUGAUGGGGACUUAUUUUGGAGGUUGGAGUGUGCAGGAUGUGCCGAACCUGGUGGACGCCUACAUGAACAACAAACUGAAGCUGAACGAGUUCAUCACCCACAGCCUCCCGCUGGAUCAGAUCAAUCAGGCCUUUGACACUUUGAAAAAUGGGACAAGCAUCCGUACUGCGAUCAGUCUGUGGCCACAGGAGGCUCCACCUGAAGCAGCCGCCUCAUAAGAUGAGGACCAGGACCAGACGUUGCCAAAUGAUGCCUGAGACACACAACCUCCUCUCCACUGUGGUGACCUGCAAGAGGCACAUGAGACAAAUAAAAAGAAAUGAGAUUAAAAAAAAAAUACAGAUAUAAAUAGAUGUUAUCACAGAGGAGAGUCAACGAUACAGUAUUAAUGAUGUUUUUUGUAUAAUAUACGAACACUUCAAAUGUUUCCCUUUGCUUCACUUUGCAGUAAAUUACCUCAUUGGCCACUAGGUGGCAGUCUGAUGCCAUAUGAAGCUUCUAUACCUGUAUCCAUGAAAACCAUCUGACUUUAUAAAGACAUUUUCUAUCUGCAGAGACUUCUGACUAUAUAUAUAUAUAUAUAUAUAUAUAUAUAUAUAUAUAUAUAUAUAUAUAUAUAUAUAUAUAUAUAUAUAUAACAUUAAAGCAUUUACUGUAACAUCAAGACAAAUGAUCUCUUCGUCUCGGUGUCAAGCUGGCAGCUGCUGUGAUUCUGCUUCUGAUAUCAAUGUGAAGUGAUACUUGCAAUGGAAUAUCCUUGUAUAGAAGUAGAAGAGUAGAAGACACAGGAACUAAAUGUCUGAAUCUGUCAUCAGCAGUGGAGAAGUAUCUGCUUCAUGUGGCCAGGCUUACCAGAUUUCGCCCUUGGUAAUAUUAUAUAUUGAUUUAAAAGGGAGCCGGCGAGCAGGAGGAGGGCUGAAAUGACAGUUGUGGGCUGUCGGGACGGAAGACAAAAGGUUGUUCGGGGAAUGCCUCUCGCUGACGAGCUGAAAUAGCUGUUGAAGGAAUUUGUUUUAUUGAAGUUCCGCUCAGAUCAAAUGAACACAUUCUGGCAGUUUCCCCUGCUUUUCCAUCUUUGUUUAAAAUGGAAAAUAAAUUUCUGCUCUUCCUCUUA
This is a messenger RNA of Acanthopagrus latus (yellowfin seabream), 2209 nucleotides long. RefSeq names its product alcohol dehydrogenase 1-like. The record is from RefSeq and is a predicted model, not a curated record. Bases 144 to 1313 code for a protein of 389 amino acids. Lineage: Eukaryota; Metazoa; Chordata; Actinopteri; Spariformes; Sparidae. Gene Ontology annotation, biological process: formaldehyde catabolic process. The transcript is spliced from 9 exons. Gene Ontology annotation, molecular function: zinc ion binding; S-(hydroxymethyl)glutathione dehydrogenase [NAD(P)+] activity. Gene Ontology annotation, cellular component: cytosol.